AUGAAAGUCGGGAUCCUUGCUCUUGUUCGUAACGAGCACGAGGUGCUCUAUUUCACAGCCGGAGAGCGAUGGAGAUUCGAGAUCUCUUCUCGGUUCAAAUGGGCAGCUCCUGACUUGAGAGCCAUUAUAACCCAUAACACGGCUCACAACAACACUGCUGGACUUCGUGUUACGGUGAAAAAUAUGAAACAGUCUGCACUUGACAAAUAUUUUGAUGGUAUCCUUUUCCUUCAUCCACCACCACCAGACACUGUUCUACAAGCCCGCCAUCCUACCACUGCUGGCCAUGGCUACAUAUGCACCGGUGAACGAUACCUAUCGAAGCUGUACUGCAAGGGUUUAUUCGUCUUUGAUUACCGUGAAAAGGGACGUCAAGAAACAUCGGACGAAGAAAGCGACUCAGACGACUCGGAGGAUGGCGCUACGUCUCCUGCUCGGAACGGUUUGCACUAUGGCUACAAUUUUCUUCGAGAUCUAAAGCUUGGCCGAGACCGCGAUAUUCCGUCGUCAACCAGCGUAGCCGAGCUGGUGUCAAAUCUCUGGAUGGACUUGCUUGCGGAGGAAGUAAAUGACAUUCCGAGCGCUUCAUUCAACUCCAUUAAUGGCUCGCAGUGCGCUACGGCGUCUCUUGCAAAUCGCUUUCUGGAUCUGUUCGAACUGGCUCCCCACUGCCUGGAUAUUUCAGACGCUCGUUGGUUUUUUGGGAAGAAGUAUGGUGCUGAGCAUGCAGGUCGCGUCGUGAGCCAUCUCUGGGCCACAUACCUAUCCCGUAAGAAGAAGGAACAUGAUGGUGCCACGAUCUGGGUUUAUGAUCAUAGAAAAGACGACUCAGAAGAGCAGCAAAAAAUUAUACGCUCCUUGGGAAUGAUAAGCAUAUCUCCACCAGACGGGCUUUUCAACCUUUUCAAGGACUACAAGCUCACACGAACGCCGGACGAGGAGCAAAAGAGACGUUUCAAACUUCUCGACGCUUCCACUUCUUUCGAGGGGAAAUUUUCAGCACAUGUGCGACAUCUUGUAAGCGUUGCACGGGACUGCCAGGCGAAUCUCCGUGGACGCCCAUGUCAGUGGAAGCAUGCGCAAGCUGUCGAUGCCACAGCCAGUCAGUCGCAGCAUAUGUUCCCCUUCCGACGAUGUCAAUCACAGCCCACAGAGAAUCGUCUUGAAGGCAGUAGUCAAGGGGUUAGCAGUUCCUCUUUCGAACUGGAUGUCUUCAUUUCGGAGGACACACUCUUCCUCAACGACCGUAACCUCUCCUUUGAUUAUGUUCAUUCCGAAGGAAAAGGUGGAUCGACCAGCUGCCCUGCAUUCGAUUCAACGAACGACACCGACCUCGAAUCAAUAGUCUGCGAUUGCUCUGUUCAAGAUCUAGUCAAUCAGAUCGUUCAGGAUUGCAACCUCAAAGCUUCCAAGAAGCAGCUGAGUGGUCACUUGAGGGACAUGAACAAUGUGUUCCUCUUAUUCCCUCGUAACCUCUCGUUUUUGUUCCGCUCCUUGUACAACUCCCAUGCGCAUCCGGUCGAGACCACGCUCACAUGGACGACACAUGUGCACGAUGCGCUCAACUUCGUAGUUAAAGUAUGCCCUGGUCAAUGGACAUUGCAACACACAAUUGAGGAUCCGGAUAUUAUGUUAAACGAAGCCGUCACCGGUGACAAAAGCUCGGAAGGUCAAGGUUAUCCGGACGGGGAUCAUGAGAUAGGUAACAAAGAAGUGAGAGAUGAACAUGUCCAUGAAGCAGAUGCGGAACGGACCACCAGUGAGCAAGAUGCUGGUUCUGACGAAACUCAAAUUCUCAGUCAAGCGGAGAACGGUCACGAACGGGCGGAGUCCGUAUUUCUUACAACUGUCGACCCUUCAAUCACAUUAUCGAACCUAGAUCCAGGACAAACCUACACCGUCCAGGUCUGCGCACGAAGACCGACUCGAGUCGCCUACUCCGUGCCAACCCUACUCCAAUGUCCUCUUGAUCGGGUACAAACCCUUUCUGCCAACGUAACAUCCAAUGUCCUCGAGGUCUCUUUUGAACAGGUCACCAAUGCAGUGAAAUAUCUGGUCACUCUAUGUUUCUCCGACGACCACAAAGAGGAGUUUGAGACUAAGAGUGUCCCGUGGUUUUAUGAAAUGGAUGGCAGCGACUCUAGCAUUGAGAGUAUUGCAGUGGUAGGAGUGAGCUCGGGUGGGAUCCAGAGCUAUGAAGCACGGACGGCAAAGCCCAUAUAUGUUACACCCCCUGCCCGGGCCGCCGUCGACAACGAAAGUGAUGCAAGUAGCCCAACAGAUAACGACUUGGGUGGGAUCCAGAACUAUGAAGCACGGACGGAAAAGCCGGAAAAGCCCAUUUAUGUUACAGCCACCAUCGACUACGAGAGUGAUGCAAGUAGCUCAGCAGAUAAUGACCUAGACUAUGUUCCGGAAUCUGAUGGGGAGUUCGAGGAUGACGGUGAUUUUGUGCCAGAGAUGGUGAUAGAGGGCUACCAGUCCCACAAGGCUGGCGUGGCAAGCCAGCAUGAUUAUCGUUCACUCGGCUCACUUGACCUACAUGGACGAAGCAUUAAGCAAGGCGACGUGAUGGAAGUGCACCUUCGUAAAUCCCAUGCGGCUGAUAGGGGUCGUCGUUUCCUUCAUUUUUUGCUUUAUAUCAACGAAAUUUGGGAGAGACGCAAGACCAACAAGACCGAACUAGUUUUACAAUGUCGUCAAUAUCUCAGCGAGCACGACUUCAAGGACUCAUCUCUUGGCCAGGAUCCAACAGCAUUCGUAUCAUACAGAGAUCUAUCCGCAAAUGACCGAGAAGUGUUUCUUAUACUUCACUCUGACGGGGAGCAGUCUGUAGAUAUCCUUGUCGACGAUAUCGCAAAGAUCAUCUCAGUGUAUGACGAACACCACGGAAGGGAGCCUCCGAAGGCUGGACACAGAGACGACAAUCUCGGCUCCUUCCAUUGUAGCUGGGCGCUUGGCCUUCACUCUAAGGCGCAAUUCCUUACUCCACUUCUGGAUGACUACCUUCCACCGAAGCCACCGAAGCCCCGGUCGCUCGGUGUCGCUGAUUUUUUCUGCGGUGCAGGGGGCUUUUCGCUGGGGUUCUCUGACGCCGGAUGGGACCCACAGCUUGCCGUCGAUUCCAACAUUCACGCCUGUAAUACCUUCAAGAUGAACCAUCCCACCACCGACAUUCACUAUACCAAAGUUGAGACCUUCUUGACAGAGAAGCAUUAUAUAUACAGACCUCCACCAUCUUGUGCAGUUGCCCUCAUAUCACCUCCGUGCCAAGGCUUCUCAUCGGCUAAUCCUGGUGGCAAGAAUGACGAAGAAAAUCGCAAAGGGCUGGCAAUUUGUAGUAGAAUUGCAGAGACGUUGAACGCUCAUCACGUUCUGAUAGAAAAUGUUCCUGGGUCAGUACUUGUUACCUUUCAUGGGACGUGA
Marasmius oreades (fairy-ring Marasmius) is the source of this 3426-nucleotide messenger RNA. RefSeq lists its product as uncharacterized. The transcript is spliced from 5 exons. Lineage: Eukaryota; Fungi; Basidiomycota; Agaricomycetes; Agaricales; Marasmiaceae. The record is from RefSeq and is a predicted model, not a curated record. The coding region runs from base 1 to 3426 and encodes 1141 amino acids. Gene Ontology annotation, molecular function: methyltransferase activity. Gene Ontology annotation, cellular component: nucleus.